GCAGGAAGUCGAAAAAAAGCAGACAGCAGCUGAUGUAAAUAAGGAAGUGAAUGCUGUCGGAUCGGAGCUGGAGCCCCUAUUCUACAGUAAAUUUAAAGUAGAUCAGUCGGCAGCGCUGUAAUAAAAUUCAAGGCACAACGGCUGUGCUAAGGAAGUUAGCCGUCAAGCUAAUUCCUCCACUGAUUCCACAUUAUCUCAAAACAAGACCUAGACAGAAAAAAGAAAAGGGGAGAGGAAGACAGAGACGAGUAAACAUACCCCCAGAACUAUUCAGCCACCAUGGACCACAAAGGGGAACCCCAAGAAGGAGCUAUGGGGCUGAAACAAGAGGAGCUUCCGCAGAUGGAUGGGUCAUGUGAUGCGUGCGAGCCCGAUGAGGCCCAACCAGCCACGCAAGUGUGCCACAUCUGCAGCUUUGCCUUUUGCCCUGCCCAUGCUGACAGACAUGCCAGCAGCACACAUCACCAGAUAAUGCCUUACAACCAUGAGGGGACACAAGCUAAUGGACUUGGCACCAGCAGAGACUCCAGAGUUGGAGCUGAGGAGGAGGCUGGUGAGGAGAGGGUAGCUGGAAUGGGCGCGAUUCAGGGGAUGGCAAUACGUGGAGAGGCAAUGGCCAAUGGCGAUGAGAGCGGGGAUGCCGGAAUAAAGGAUGCUCUGCAGCUGGAGGCUGAGCCCGGUGACGGCGCUGAGGGUGCAGAAGCAGGGCAGGAGGCCAUGGCCGCUGGAGAGGCUGGGAAGAGGGACACUGUGACCGUAGAGAGACUGCGCUGCAAGGAGCAUAGGCAGGAAGGCUCCCUCUACUGUAAACCAGACGAGAAGAUCAUCUGUGUGGUGUGCGCCGUGCAGGGUGAGCACCGUGAGCAUGAGAUUGUCACUCUGCAUGAGGCCUACUUGUGGCAGAAGAGCAGGCAGGGUUAUGACCUGCUGGGCUGUACACAACAGAUGGCCGAGAAGAUCAAGACCAAGUGGACCAACCCUGAGAUGUCUACAGAGGAGCUAGAGGCUUAUGUGAACACCCAGUUCGAUGAGCUCCGCAGAUUGGUGCGUCUGGAGGAGAAGAGGACCCUUCACCUGGUAGACCUCAAAGAGGCGUUCCUCACGGCAUCCGCUGCUGAGAAAAUUGCCGAGAUCAGUGUCGAAACUGAGCGUCUGCAGGAAGAGAUGGCCAACAUCACAAACCAGCUGUGCCUGCUGGAACAGGCCGAGGCAGCAGGUCCUGCAGUGGUAGCACAGGCUCUCGCAGCGGCACCUGGACCAGCCCACAGAGUGCAGCACGGCAUUGAGGCCAGGCCAAGGCUACCAGAGCCGAGGGCAAACCCCAUGGACCCACGGGAUUAUGAAGACAACGAUUCUGGACCAUCCAUGGACCACGCUCCCUGAUACCAGCAGACCAGACUCUCACUACAUCCACCUGUCCUUCAAUGUCUGCUUCAGCCAGCCGUCAGCCCUGUUCAGCUGUCAGCCGUCUCCCCUUUACCCUGCUCCGCACCCCUCCCUUCCCGGUGCCUUCUGGCAGUGAACUGACCUUGAAGAAAGCUGCUGUGACAAAUAUGGAUGGCCACGUCUUUUCUGCUAUCAAACUUUUUUUUUAAGUUCCCACUAGCUACUAACUUUCUUUAAUUGAAGCAAGCAAGUUAGUGCAAUCAAUUACCAUCAGGCUCAAUUUCCACAGCCAGUCAGAUCCUUGGCUUACUGGUGAGCCUGGCUGACUCAGAGAAGAGUCCUUGCUAGGCAGCCGAGCGGAGCAUCUGUUAAGCCCGACAGAUGUCAAAAAUGGGAAGUUCGGUGACACGGUGCGCUUCACACUUUAUCAUUAUUCACAAUAUAAUUUUGGCUCUGUCGUUUUGACAAACAUUCUGGGCACUCGGAAAGGGAACAUUUGUCUGAUGCCACAAUGCCUUACGUCGUCAAGAGAAUACAUUACAGUUGUUUUGGGUGUUAUAUUUCUAUUGUAAAAAAAAAAAUCUCUACCUUUCAUUCUACAAUGCUGUCUCUUGUACUUUCCAUCAUCCUGUUGCAGUCGCCCCUCCUUUCCCUCCAUCCUCUGCCUACCCACUGAUUCUUUAUGCUUGUAGACUUGUGCGCACUUCCUAGUGUGCUUGUCAGAUCUAUUAUAAGAAGCGGGGGACAUUUUGACACCUAUUGAUUGCCGAAUGCUGCUGAGUCUUUGUUAGGUGAAAAUCGAACUGUAAUUUGACUGUGCAAAAUAGCGCUCCCGCAGUAUCAGCUUUCUAUGUACUGUAAUGUAAAGGCUCAUUACUCCUGGCCAAUCUGCACCGUAUGACGGAUUACCGUCCAGACAAGUGUGUAUGCACUUUCGACCUUGACCCGCUCAACCAUGGCUUUCAUCCAUGAUAUACUGCCGCCAAGUCUAUCAGCAGUUUGUUUUUAGUGUGAUUGAUUCUUUUGCCUUAAAUUCAAAAGGGAAAGCGGUGUCACCCGUAAUAUGUGGGGCAUGUUUGACAACAACAUGACUUCACUACUGUAACACUGCACUGAGAGUUGUAUACCCACCCAAGGGAAAUGUUGGUGUGUCAGCAGCCUAUUGAUAUAACUCCAACAUCUCAUUCUUUAUUCUAGUGAAACAACAGACAAGAGUCUGACAUUUCCUCUUGUUUUUAUUUGUCUAUUUUUAUCUUAAAUCUAUAAAUAAACAACCUGUUUCUUAGAUUGGAUGUUUCACUUUAUGGAUGAUUCCUGCCUUAUUUGUCUCUCGCAAAACACUACAAACACCUGAAAACCAUUAGUCUUCCAAGACAUUAUUAUCAGAAAACCUUACAGGCAUGUGAUGAUGGAUGGAGAUGGGAGAAGAGAUGAAGUGCUGUAAAGAGGUAAUUCAGGAAGGGGAGGAUUUCUAGUUUUCCUUCAUUACAAUUCAAAGCAGCAACCCCUUCAGAGAGGACUGGGAAUUGGAGGCUGGGGAACAAAAGGGGGUGAUGGAACAGGCGAGCUCUUUAGGGUCUCCUCUUCGUCAUAGGCGCAUUUAAAUACAGACUGGUUUCAUGUCCACAGGCCCUGACAAGCCAGAACCCACUUUCAUCAACUUGCACCCCCAAUCAGAAAGCCUUUGUUUCUCUCCCGCUCGUUUUUCUUUCUCACUUCACUUCUCUUGCCUUCUCAGAAUCACACCCUCUGCGGCUCACAUUGGCUUCACACCUGCUGUCUACCAGAGCUGCUUCAUCAAGCCAAGAAUGCUUUCUCAGCUUGUCCCAUCUCUCUGCAUUGAGGUAUCGUCUCAGAAAUUCAUUUACCCAGUGGCCAUUGCUAUCUGGAUGCUAACACAUCUGGGUUUGCAUUCUCUUGGGAGUUUCCCUUCACAAAAAUAAUGGGCUUAAUGAUUUACCGCACGAGGCAUUGAUCCUCAACAUUCACUGAGCCACUGCUGACUGACCAAGCACCAGAGCACUCAAAACCUUUUAGAGGUCCUAUUUUCUUGUGUGAGUUUUAGAGUGGCUGUGGCUGAAUUCAUUUUAGUUGGCCAUGAGGAGGCAUAGCCAGACGCGGCUAUCUCCUGUGCUAUCAAACGGAAGCUGGGUUCAGUAAAUAAUCAUUAUUCCCUCAUCUGCGUUGUCUCUGUCAAGGAGUCCAACCUGAUGAAAGAAAUAACACACCUGAGGGGGGGACAAUGUGCCUGUUGUCUGUCUGUGGAGGAAAUGGAGAGGAGAGGAUUGUCUAAUCUAAUUUAGCCAGGGAGACCACAAGGUUCCCUUUUUCCACACCCAAUUACACCUGCUCUUCCAGGUUCACUUCACUGAGCAUGUUCACACAGAGGCACAAAGACACGCAAAUAGACAAAAGCAUAGCUGUAAGACCUCCGCUUUCCUGAUGGGCAAAAAUAGACUAUUUGUGUAUUUGUAUUGACAUGAAUUAAUUGCUUCAUGGGUUGUGAGAUUGAAUUAAGUACGUGACAUGCUUGCUAGUGGUGAUGCCGCUUUGAUUGCUGCAUUUAAUAGAGCCUAUUUCUCUCUGCCAUCAUUUAAAAGACAGCUGGAGUCUGUGGUUUCACAGUAAUGGACCAGCUCCACCACCCACCAACCCACUAUGACUUAAUGAUUUUGUUUAUUAGAAUGCAAGAGCUACAAAAGAAAUAGGAAAUGUCUCUAAUAACAGGCCACACAUUGCCGUGAGAUGUUUGUGUGCGCAGCAAGUGUGUGUCUAUAUGUGUGUGCAUUUGUGAGGAUGUGCAUUAGCCUGUGAAAAAUGACAGUUUAUUUGCAGAGACCCACACCUCUUGUACCAUUCAAGAAAAUGUAUUGCUUGUCUCACAGUAAAUGCACUUUCUUAUUCA
This is a messenger RNA of Micropterus salmoides (largemouth bass), 4291 nucleotides long. It is a transcript of the gene trim44, whose product is annotated as tripartite motif containing 44. NCBI's taxonomy places the organism in Eukaryota, Metazoa, Chordata, Actinopteri, Centrarchiformes, Centrarchidae. The record is from RefSeq and is a predicted model, not a curated record. The transcript has 6 exons. Bases 280 to 1383 code for a protein of 367 amino acids. Gene Ontology annotation, molecular function: zinc ion binding.